This is a messenger RNA of Lathyrus sativus (Indian pea), 1302 nucleotides long. The record is from the annotation of a GenBank genome assembly. Lineage: Eukaryota; Viridiplantae; Streptophyta; Magnoliopsida; Fabales; Fabaceae.
AUGACUAGUAACAACCCAGAUGAUAAGAACGGAAAGAUGCCUUCGUAUUUUCAUUUGCCACCACUUGAUGUCUCUCUGGCAUUUCCACAAGCAACUCCCGCCUCUACUUUUCCUCCCUGUGUUUCAGAUUAUUUUCAAUUGGACGACUUGUUGACAUCGGAGGAGCAGGCUGUUAGGUUGAAAGUGAGAAAGUGUAUGGAAAAAGAAAUUGCUCCCAUAAUGACCCAGUAUUGGGAGAAGGCUGAAUUCCCGUUUCAUGCUAUUCCAAAGCUUGGCGAACUGCGUAUUGCUGGUGGCACAAUCAAGGGUUAUGGCUGUCCCGGUCUUUCAGUAACUGGAAAUGCUAUUGCUACAGCAGAAGUUGCUAGAGUUGAUGCAAGCUGUUCAACUUUCAUUUUGGUCCAUUCAUCCUUGGCAAUGCUCACUAUUGCUUUAUGUGGGUCUGAAGCUCAAAAGGAAAAGUAUCUACCUUCGUUGGCACAGCUAAAAACUAUAGCAUGUUGGGCUUUGACUGAACCUGACUAUGGAAGUGAUGCUAGUGCUUUGAAGACCAUAGCGACUAAGGUUGAAGGUGGUUGGAUCCUUGAGGGCCAAAAACGGUGGAUCGGAAACAGUACAUUUGCUGAUUUGUUGAUUGUCUUCGCAAGGAAUACCUCAACAAACCAAAUAAAUGGAUUUAUCAUACACAAAGAUGCACCUGGUUUAACUGUCACAAAAAUAGAGAAUAAAAUUGGACUUAGAAUUGUACAAAAUGGAGACAUUGUUAUGAGAAAAGUUUUUGUCCCUGAUGAGGAUAGAAUAGCAGGAGUAAAUUCUUUUCAGGAUACAAACAAGGUACUCGCAGUUUCGCGUGUGAUGGUUGCCUGGCAACCUAUUGGUAUAUCAAUGGGCAUCUAUGAUAUGUGUCACAGGUACCUAAACGAGAGGAAACAAUUUGGAGCACCAUUAGCAGCUUUCCAACUCAACCAACAGAAGCUUGUUCAAAUGCUCAGUAAUGUUCAAGCAAUGGUUCUUGUUGGUUGGCGUCUAUGCAAGCUGUAUGAAAGUGGUAAAAUGACCCCUGGUCAUGCUAGCUUGGGGAAGUCAUGGAUCUCCUUGAGAGCAAGAGAAACAGCUGCUUUGGGGAGAGAAUUGCUUGGUGGGAAUGGAGUCUUGGCUGAUUUUCUAGUGGCUAAGGCAUUUUGUGACUUAGAACCUAUCUACACAUACGAAGGUACAUAUGAUAUCAACACUUUAGUUACAGGCAGAGAAGUUACUGGUUUUGCCAGCUUUAAGCCAGCUACUCAAAGAAGUAGAAUGUGA